Messenger RNA from Oryzias latipes (Japanese medaka), 4621 nucleotides. It is a transcript of the gene wwc3, whose product is annotated as WWC family member 3. Lineage: Eukaryota; Metazoa; Chordata; Actinopteri; Beloniformes; Adrianichthyidae. Gene Ontology annotation, cellular component: cytoplasm. The record is from RefSeq and is a predicted model, not a curated record. Gene Ontology annotation, biological process: negative regulation of organ growth; cell migration; regulation of DNA-templated transcription. Gene Ontology annotation, molecular function: kinase binding; molecular adaptor activity.
AACUCGUCACGCUCCCUCCCCUCGUGGUUCAAGCUGCUUUUAUCUGGCGGAUCGGCGGGUUUUCAUGGCUCAGGUUGGAGCAGAACCCGCUGGUUCCGAUCCACUUCCAUUCUCGCUGAUUUGAAAGAGCGUUUGGGUCGCGCUGAUUAGUUUGAGUGAAAUCUGGGACUCUUGGAGUCUUCCUAUUGGACGAAGGAGCUCCCCCAGCCCCGCGUCCGAGCGCUUAUGCAAAUCCGCCCCCGAAUAUGGACAUGGAGGAAUGAAGUAUGGUGGAGGAGGCGAACAUGGAGGACCGAGGAGCGUGAGCGCGCCGCUGCUGUUGUGCGGGCGUGGAGGAGCGCUUAGAAAGUGGAUGUAGCUCCGCUGGGACGUUUUCUACGGCGGCGCCUGCUUGGAAAGUUCGUUUUUUUGGGUUUGCGCGCGCCACUGCCUCGAGGUAAUGCAGUGAAAAAGGCCACUUUUUCCGGGGGGGAUCAGACGCAGGGCAGGGGGCUCCAGCCCGCUCACCGUCCCGACGCUAUGCCGUGGGUCAGCGGCGGGAAGCGCAGAGAGAGCUCGGAGCUGCCGCUGCCCGCGGGCUGGGAGGAAGCCCGGGACUACGACGGAAGAGUGUUUUAUAUCGACCACAACACCCGGCAGACGUCGUGGAUUGACCCCAGAGACAGAAUCACCAAACCGCUGACGUUCGCCGACUGUGUUGGCGAUGAACUGCCUCUGGGAUGGGAGGAGGUUUAUGACCAGCAGGUGGGCGUGUACUACAUCGACCACAUCAACAAGACGACCCAGAUCGAAAACCCGCGGACUCAAUGGCGGCAGGAGCAGGAGCGCAUGCUGAAGGAGUACCUGGUGGUGGCCCAAGAGGCCCUCAAAGCCAAGAAGGAGAUGUACUUGGUGAAGCAGCAGCGCCUGGAGCUGGCCAAGCAGGAAAUGCUGCUCUUCAGUGAGCUCUCCGAGGACAACCACUCAGUCAGCAGCACUCUGUCCGGCUCAUCCUCCAACUCGAAAUACGACCCUGGCCAAAUCAAAGCAGAGAUCGCCUGCAGACGCGAGCGGCUCUUCAGACUGAAGCAGGAGCUGGCCCAGGUGAAGCAGGAGCUGCAGUAUAAGGAAAUGGGAGUAGAGACCCUGCAGGAGAUUGACAGGAAGAUGUCCAGCAGUCAGACCAACUACAAGCUGGACGAGGCUCAGGCCAUCUUCACUGAGCUGCGCAGCAUCAAGAAGGCCAUCAGCAGCGGCGAGAAGGAGAGGCAGGACCUCAUCCAGAGCCUGGCUAAGCUGACCAUGAACUUCCAGAACAACUUCCUGUCCAUCAGCGACUCUGCUGGCGAGGCGGCCAGCGGCUCUGGAGCGGCGGGCAAGCCCUGCAGCCUGCAGCAGUUCUGCGAGACGGGCUGUCAGACCGACAUCGUGGGGGAGUGCGGCUCCCAAGAUUCCUCCCAUCUGGUGGACAAAGUCAAACUGAACUGGCAGUAUGAUGAAGCCAAGAAAAAGGUGCAGAGCAUUCAGCACCAACUAGCACAGCUGGACAGUGAGAGCUGGUCAGGACGAGCUGAGGCGGACCGAGAUCGGGACUUCCUGCAGCUCGUGCGCGAGAAGGAGGCGCUCCUGCAGGAGCUCAUCCUGGUGAGCAAACAGCAGCACGCGCCGGAGACGCUGCAGCAGCUGGAGGAGGAGCGCUGCAGGCUGGAGGAGGAGCUGCAGAGGGCGCACAGCUCCCAGAGCCAGGGGGCCAGUCAGAGGAUCCUGCAGCAGGAGAAGAGGAACGCUCUGCUCAGGCAGCUGGAGGAGGCCACGCGCAUCACCACUUACCUUCAUUCCCAGCUGAAAAGGUGCAGCCACACUCGCCAUCCAAGCCUGUCUGCCAGCUCCCUGACCGUGUCCUCCAGCAGCAGCCGGGGCUCCCUGGCCUCCAGCCGCGGCUCCCUCACCUCCAGCCGCGGCUCCCUCAGCUCCAUCAGUUUCACUGACAUCUACGGCAUCCCCCAGUACGAACGCCACGAGGGCCCCCCGGAGCCGCUGGAUUCCCACCUCCGUUACCUCCUCCCCCCAGAAGCCGUGUCCAGAGACUGCUGCCUGUUCACCCCGGACCCUCUGAACCAGAGUAAAGCCAAACGCUCCCACGAUGCCCCGCAGUCCUUGGCCUCCUUGUCCUCCCGGUCCUCGCUGUCGUCCCUGUCGCCGCCCAGCUCCCCCAUGGACACUCCGUACCACUCGGCCCCCCAGGACUGCCCCCUGACCCAGAUGACAGAGGAGUACAUGGAGCAGGCGGGCCGCGGCCUGCUGGAAGGGCUGCGGGGGCAGAGCCUGUUGGACGCGCUGAGCCCCCCCUCCGCGCACCAGCUGGAGAAGAUCCACAGAGACGGCGCCGCUCAGACGGCGUUCACCUCCACAGGAGUGACUCUGAGGGGAAACAGCGGCAACAGGAGCAGCAGGAGAGCCAGAAGAGUCUCCGCGGGGGUGUCUGAGGACGCGCUGGCCACAGACAGCGGCGUGUUCGAGGCCUGGGGCAGAAGGGCAGAGGAGCUGGACGAGCUGACCUACAUGAAAGAGCUGUCGUCCAUGAGUGAGCCCCCUCACAUCCAGCUGGGACUGCUGUGGGAGUCCGGCUCUCAGUCUCUGUGCCUCCACCUGCUGCAGCUCAAGAACCUGAACUGCACUCUUGUGAAAGAAGGAUAUAAAGUGUUUAUGAAGGUGCACCUGAUUCCGCCGGACGCCAGCAGGCCCUGUGCGUUCCACUGCUGUACAGCGUUGGAGCCGCAGCACCAGAUGAGCUUCAAUGAAGUUUUCCGCAUACCCGUGCCCUCCAACGCGCUGCCGGCGUGCACUCUGCAGCUGUCCGUCUGCACGCUGGGGCCUCAGACUCAGGAGGAGCUGCUGGGUGCAGCACAGCUGAGCCUGGUGGACUGCGAGGCCAGCGCAGAGAUGGGGUACCAGUGGCUGCGGGUCCAGAUGUUGGGCGGGGCAGAGGCGCAGAGGCCGGAACAGAAGAGCACGGCCCCCCAGAGGCAGCACGAAGGCCAGGAUGACGAGCAGAGGCCCAGAGCGGCGGACACCGUCUGCAGCCUGCUGUCACGCACCAGCACCACCCACCUGCAGGAGCGGGACGCAGAUCCACAGAGGCUGGAGAAGAAGGAUGAGCGCGGGGGGGAGGCUACAUCUGAGAGGAGCUGGCAGGCCGAGUCGGUGGACAGCGGCUGCAGCAACAGCACGACCUUCACGCUGCCCUGCUCAGAGAGGCUGUGUGCUGAAGGCCUCUGCAUCACCACAGGGGGGCGCUGUGAGCGGGUGGCAGGGAAACCCUCAGCAGUGAAGGUGGAGAAGGCCACCAUGACCGAGGGGGGGUUCCCAGAGCCGGUGCGAGUCCGGCCGAAAGAGCGGGGGGGCCGAUGGUGCCACGCCUCUCCUUUCAUGCGUGGCAGCACCAUAGUGCGAUCGCAGACCUUCUCGCCUGGCGCUCGGAAUCAGUAUGUCUGCAGGUUGUACCGCAGCGACAGCGAUAGCUCGACUUUACCAAAGAAAUCCCCGUUUGUCAGGAACACGCUGGAAAGGAGAACGCUGCGCUUUAAGCAGGAGCCAUAUCGUUCCUCCUUGGCCGAGCAGCCGACGCGGACCUCCCUGGACCUGGAGCUGGAUCUUCAGGCCUGUAGGACCCGUCAGAGGCAGCUGAUGGAGGAACUGAGCACGCUCAGAGAAUUGAAGGUGCGCCUGGAGGAGCCGCAGUCCAGCGAGACCUCUGAGCUUCCCCACUGGGCCCUGAGGGAUGAUCGCUUCCGCUGCCUGCUCCGAGAGGCCCAGAGACAGGUGAGCCAGAGCAAGCAGGAACAGCGGCAGGAGGAAGCAGCCGAGAGGAGGCUGAGGAAGGCAUCUAAAGAGGUUCUGCAGAUGAGGGGGCAGAGCCAGAAGGAGCCCCUACCGGUGCAAACCUUCAGAGAGAAGAUCGCGUUCUUUACGAGACCUCGGUUCAACAUACCUUCUCUGCCAGCCGACGACGUAUGAGGACACCGCCCCACCCUCCCCCAAUGUGACUCAACAUGAAGUAUUUAAGAUUUCUGAGCUUGUGAAGUACAAAGUUUCUUCUACCAGAGACCCCCCCGACCCAGCUGAUGGUGACACACUAUUCGGCGUGAAGAGACAUGGUCACUGACAACAGCUCUAACUUUCUGAUGGGGAGGGGCCAGACGACCACUUUCAAGCUCGGCCUCUUUGCUCCUCCCACUUUCCCGUUUUGUUCAUGCAAAAGGCCGGAAGAUGGGAACAAAAAGUCUGUUUUGGACAAGUGUCACUGUACUGUAACUUAUUUUAUAGUACUUUUUCCUUGAAGGAAAUAAAACCGCUCCCUGCUUUUUAAAUGUAUUUUGUAGCUUUGAACAAAUAGCACUUCAGUGUUUUUACAUUCAGUCAAAUGGAAUUAUUGUUUCUGUUACUUAAACCUCCAGAGUUAUUUACAUCCAGUGUAAUCCACUUUGAGCUACAGAUGUCUUUAUGUUGUUCCUAUGAUAUUAAAAUUAAUAUUAUUUCCUGUACUUUUCAAAAUAUGGUUAAAUUGAUGUAUUCUGACUUUUUAAUGUCUGUAUGAACAUUGCAGUGUUACAUCCUGUCAAGAUAAAUCCAUUACUCUGCA